Trichosporon asahii var. asahii CBS 2479 is the source of this 1077-nucleotide messenger RNA. RefSeq lists its product as uncharacterized. The transcript has 2 exons. Bases 1 to 1077 code for a protein of 358 amino acids. The record is from RefSeq and is a predicted model, not a curated record. Lineage: Eukaryota; Fungi; Basidiomycota; Tremellomycetes; Trichosporonales; Trichosporonaceae.
AUGAUGCGCCGUGGAUGGACGAAGAAACUGCUUGCGGACCGUGCCGCGGGUAAGGAGCAGCAAGGGCCAACCGUCAUUCCUAUCUCGCAGAUGCCAGACGAGCAGCGCACCGCUUACCUUGCCGAAAUCAGUGCUGAUGAGAGGCCUCAACGCUGGCACGAUGCUUGUGAAAACGCACUUCUAGCUCAGCCCGUGGUUGCUCCCGCGACAACCGUGCAGCCCUAUCCUGGACAACCAUCAGAGCCAGGAGCGGUCGGCUGCGAGUGCUUCAAGGUUCUCCCUCCGCAAAAAGACAUCGUCGAGCAUUUGCAUUUGCACCAUGUUCUACCCAAACAGGUCGACGAAGCCCUCGAAAUGUGGGGCCAGAUCCACGAGUUAAAGACCUGCCCUUGGCAGGGCUGCGGAGCACAUGUUGGCGAAGCAAAGGAGUUCGCUGCUCACCUUGCCUCAAAGCACGAAGGUGACCACCGCUGUAUGGUACCCACCGCGUAUAUGACCGCCUGCAAUGAGCGCGCGACAGCCGAGCAUCUCGAGUACCACCAUGGCCUGAUAUCCUACGAGGAGUCGAACGAGGAACGGAAAUCCCAUUGCGGCCAACACCUAGUCGUCUACUGUACCGUAUGUUUCCGCUUUGUGAGAGGUAGGAUGCUCCUCACCGACCACAUGGACUCCCAUAUCGACGAGGUUGUCACUUUAAUCAAGUCAGACGACCGAUGCUUGGGGAAGGGUGGAAUACUCUCGGCAUGGCGGCGCGAGGUCUUUUGCCCCAAAUGCGUGCACGACACCACUCUCGAUCCGGAGGAGAGACUCAAGGGCUACGAGGACCUUGUUGGUCACCUGUCCACGCAUCUCAUCUUUCACAAACCCGAUACGAUCCUCCAGUGCUUCUUCCCCUCCUGUUCGGCGACCUCCACUCCUCUCGACCUCGCAGACCACAUCUCUAACCACCAUCGCAUCCGCAUGUUCCAGGAAGAUCUCGACGGGAUCCAUGGCGACCCCGGCAAACUGAUGCUUCCGACCGACGACCCCAACAUUCAGCUCCAGAUGGACCUCCAUGUCCUUCCGAUCUGUCAAUGA